Messenger RNA from Racocetra fulgida, 408 nucleotides. Lineage: Eukaryota; Fungi; Glomeromycota; Glomeromycetes; Diversisporales; Gigasporaceae. The record is from the annotation of a GenBank genome assembly.
AUUCAGGACUCACAAUUAUACGCACCAUCUCCAUCUAGGACAUCAGAAGAAAAUGGAAGUUCUUUCGAAUUAAACAACCGGGAAUUGUCACGUGCGACAGAAAAUAGCUCUCAUGAUAUUGAUAUGGGAGAGGUUAAUGAUAAUAUGAGUGAUCAUUUAAGGAUGUUAGUUGACAGCUACCGUAAAAGUUCUAUUGCCACUAGAAUUAGGAAUGAAAUAGAUCGUUCUAAUGUACCAGUUUUAACAUCGGUCCAAGAAUCAUUAAUUCUUAGUUCUCAUCGUCGUGCAUCGUGGUCUACACAAUUUAAAAUUUUAUCGGAUCGUACAUUCAAAAAUUUGUAUAGAAAUCCUAUGUUAAUGUUAACACAUUAUUGUAUCAGUGUUUAUCUUGCAGGUAAGUUUAUUUAA